AGGAACAGAGAUAGCAGCCGGCGGAGUUGCGGGCAGAGAGCCUCGGCGGGAGUUCCCUGGUCGCAAGUGGCAAGUGAGCCACGGUCGGGCACGGCUGGUGCCAGGGAUGGCCGAGGUGGAGGCCCAGGGCCGCCUGUGGCUGGAGAGUCCCCCUGGGGGCGCGCCCCCCAUCUUCCUGCCCUCGGACGGGCAAGUCCUUGUCCUGGGCCGGGGACCCUUGACCCAGGUUACGGACCGGAAGUGCUCCAGAAACCAAGUGGAGCUGGUCGCAGAUCCCGGGACCAAGACCGUGGCAGUGAAACAGCUGGGAAUUAACCCCUCAACUGCUGGGACCCAGGAGCUGACUCCUGGGUCAGAAGGUUCUCUGAGGGUGGGGGACACACUGUAUUUGGUCAACGGCCUCCACCCACUAACGCUGCGCUGGGAAGAGGUCUGCACGCCUGAAUCCCAGCAAGACACUCCGCCCGGCACCCCUCCGGUGGCUCCAGACGUGGCAGAGGAUGUUGAGCCGCAGAAAAAGCGGAUGCGGAAGUCAUCCCCCGGCUGGGAGAAGUUCGAGAAGCUGCUAGUGUUUACUGCUCCUGGGGUGAAGCCCCGCAGCAAGGUGGCCGGCUUUGAUCUGGAUGGGACCCUCAUCACCACACGCUCUGGGAAGGUCUUUCCCACUGGCCCCAGCGACUGGAGGAUCUUGUACCUUGAGAUUCUGCGUAAGCUCCGGGAACUGGAUGCUGAGGGCUACAAGCUGGUGAUCUUCACCAACCAGAUGGCCAUUGGGCGCGGGAAGCUGCCGGCAGAGGAGUUCAAGGCCAAGGUGGAGGCUGUGGUGGUGAAGCUGGGGCUCCCCUUUCAGGUGCUGGUGGCCACGCACGCCGGCUUGUACCGGAAGCCGGUGAUCGGCAUGUGGGACCAUCUGCGGGAGCAGGCCAACGAGGGUGUGCCCAUCUCCAUCGGGGACAGUGUCUUCGUGGGAGGUAAGGACCCAGGGGUGGGGAGAGUAUGUGGGUCUCCCAGGGCCAGCGGCUUCUGUUCCCAAGGUCACUGGUGGAAAAGGGGGGUGUGUCUUCUGUGUUCCAGACGCAGCUGGACGCCCAGCCAACUGGGCCCCUGGGCGGAAGAAGAAAGACUUCUCUUGUGCAGACCGUCUGGUGAGGCCCCUGUCCCCUCCUCGUCGGGAGCCAUGUCCCCACCUUGUCUGACAUGUGUCCCUCCAACCCCCACCCAGUUUGCGCUCAACCUCGGCCUGCCCUUCGCCACACCAGAGGAGUUCUUUCUGAAGUGGCCCGUCGCCAGCUUCGUGCUCCCCACCUUUGACCCGAGAACUGUCUCUCCCUCGGGGCCGCUCUACCUCCCUGAGUCCAGCUCCCUCUUGAGCUCCGACCCUGAAGUGGUGGUCGCCGUGGGAUUUCCUGGGGCUGGCAAGUCCACCUUCCUCCAGGAGCACCUCGUGUCGGCGGGCUACGUCCACGUGAACAGGGACACGCUGGGCUCGUGGCAGCGCUGUGUGACCACGUGCGAGACCGCUCUAAAGCAAAGGAAACGGGUUGUGAUCGACAACACCAACCCAGACCCUCCGAGCCGGGCCAGGUACAUUAAGUGUGCCCGGGACGCGGGGGUCCCCUGCCGCUGCUUCCUCUUCACGGCCACCCUGGAGCAGGCACGCCACAACAACCGGUUCCGGGAGAUGACAGGCUCCUCUCACGCCCCGGUGUCCGACGUGGUCAUGUACGGCUACAGGAAGCAGUUCGAGGCCCCGACUCUGGCGGAAGGAUUCUCGGCGAUCCUGGAAAUCCCGUUCCGGCUGAAUCUGGAGCCUCCGCUCGAGCGGUUGUACUGCCAGUUCUCGGAGGGCUGAGCGACCCCACCCCCCCGCCCCCCCCAAUAA
Callorhinus ursinus (northern fur seal) is the source of this 1882-nucleotide messenger RNA. The record is from RefSeq and is a predicted model, not a curated record. NCBI's taxonomy places the organism in Eukaryota, Metazoa, Chordata, Mammalia, Carnivora, Otariidae.